AUGGUCACAUCCACUCUUUCCACCUCCUUUCCCAAGAUAUCUUCCGCCACAGCAGUUAUCGUCCCCACAAAACCCAACGCUCUGACUGUUUCCUUCAAACAACUGGCGCAGGAUGUCUUGGUCUUUCAGAAGCAACUUGCUCAACUGGGCAUUCGACUUGCCGACGCCGUCUCAAUAGCUUUGCCCAACAGCUACGAGUUCAUCGUGUCUUUUCUUGCGACCUCCUUCCAGCGAGCAAUUGCGGCCCCUUUGAAUCCUGCCUAUAAGCAAAGCGAGUUCGAGUUCUACAUUGAAGAUCUCUCUUCAACCGUGAUCAUCCUGCCUCGGGGAGCAUAUGCCAGGGACGGUCCUGCAGUCAAGGCCGCCAGGAAAUACCAUGCUGCCAUUGCGGAAUGCUACGUGGAUGGAACGAAGGUGAUCCUGGACGUGAAAGAGCAGGGCAAGUUGGUACAGAGACAAUCUCAACCAGUUGCUCAAGCCGAGCCAGAAGACGUUGCACUGGUGCUGCACACUAGUGGCACCACCGGCCGCCCGAAAGCAGUUCCGUUGACUCAUCGCAAUUUGACAAGAACAAUGCAAAACAUUCAAAACACCUACGACCUCACUCCUCAAGAUCGGACAAUGUUGGUCAUGCCACUCUUCCACGUCCAUGGUCUUCUAGCCGGGUUUCUAGCUCCUCUUGGUGCUGGAGGAUCUGUCAUUGUUCCCGACCACUUCUCCGCACGAUCCUUUUGGCUCGACUUUAUUGAGCACAAAGCAAAUUGGUACACGGCGGUGCCUACAAUUCAUCAGAUUUUAUUGAAGAACCCUCCGCCCAGUCCGAUGCCCAGGAUCAGAUUCAUCCGGUCAUGCUCAUCUGCACUGUCACCCAAAACUUUUCGGGAGCUUGAAAAGACGUACCGAACGCCAGUCCUUGAAGCUUACGCCAUGACGGAGGCAGCCCAUCAAAUGUGCUCCAACCAGCUGCCUCAUCGCGGAAAACGAAAGCCUGGCAGUGUGGGGAUUGGCCAAGGAGUCGAAGUCAAGAUCCUCGACGAUCAAGGCGAUGAAGUUCCGCAAGGCCAAGAAGGCGAGAUCUGCAUCAGGGGAGAGAACGUCACAAAAGGCUACAUCAAUAACGAGAAGGCAACCAAAGAAGCAUUCACCAAAGGGGGGUUCUUCCGCACAGGUGAUCAGGGUAAGAAAGAUGAAGAAGGCUAUGUCUUUAUUACGGGAAGGAUCAAGGAGCUCAUCAACAGAGGAGGUGAGAAGAUCAGCCCGAUCGAGCUGGAUCAUGUGAUUUCUGCCAACCCGGACGUGGCUGAAGGUGUCACUUUUGCUAUCCCUUCAGAACUAUACGGCCAAGAAGUUGGAGUGGCACUUGUCCCCAAGGCCGGGAAAAUGGUUACGGAGAAGGGCAUCACGGAUUACGUUGCCAGCAAGACGGCCAGGUUCAAAAAGCCCAGCAGAGUUUGGAUCUUGAAAGAGAUACCCAAGACAGCCACUGGGAAGAUACAACGGAGGAAGGUUGCAGCUACUCUUCUGGCCAGAGACCAACCAAGAGCGAUGCUUUAG
Molecule: messenger RNA, 1554 nt
Organism: Cladophialophora psammophila CBS 110553
Lineage: Eukaryota; Fungi; Ascomycota; Eurotiomycetes; Chaetothyriales; Herpotrichiellaceae
Exons: 2
Coding region: 1-1554 (517 amino acids)
Biological process (GO): fatty acid metabolic process
Molecular function (GO): medium-chain fatty acid-CoA ligase activity
Source: RefSeq, a predicted model, not a curated record